This is a messenger RNA of Sebastes umbrosus (honeycomb rockfish), 2630 nucleotides long. RefSeq names its product collagen alpha-3(VI) chain-like. The transcript has 6 exons. The record is from RefSeq and is a predicted model, not a curated record. Bases 333 to 2630 code for a protein of 765 amino acids. NCBI's taxonomy places the organism in Eukaryota, Metazoa, Chordata, Actinopteri, Perciformes, Sebastidae.
UCAUUGUUAAGAGAUGCUUCCCACCAUAUAGAGCCAACCGCUCCUACAAAGGGUUUUGGUAAGAUGUAAUGUUUUAACCUUUUUGCUAAAACAUUUUAUAGUAAAGAUAAGAGGGGAAUGGGCUCAAAAUGGACUGAGAUGAUUUCCAUAACUGGAUUAUAGGGGACUGUCACUGUAGAGUCUUACCUGUUACCUGCAGAAAAUCACAUUGCCUUUGUUUCUACAUAUUUGUCUUUGUUGCAGAUUCUGAGAAACAUGAUGUAGUAUUUCUUAUUGAUGGAUCAUCUGACUCACGAAACGGCUUUGAAGAGAUACGAGGCUUUGUUGAACAAAUGGUUGAAAGUUUAAAUCUAGAUGAGAACAGAGACCAAGUGGCUGUUGUUCAAUACAGUCGUGAUGCCACAGUCAAUUUCUACCUGAAUUCCUAUUCAUCCAAGAAUGAUGUGCUCAAUUCCAUUAGAACAAUAAGGCACAAGUUGGGGAGACCCCUCAACAUUGGCAAGGCACUUGAGUUUGUCAGAGACAAUGUCUUUGCUGCUUCAGUUGGAGGCAGACGUGCAGAAUCAGUCCCUCAAUAUCUGUAUGUAUUUAGUGGUGGGCGUUCAGAGGAUGAUGUCAGAGGACCGGCACAGUCACUCAAAGAAAAUGGGAUAAAGACUUUUACUAUUGGAACACAGAAUGCCGAUACCUUGGAGAUGCAAACCAUCUCUUUCACGCCAGCACAUUAUUUUCAUGUUGCAAACUUUAACAAUCUGCAAAGCAUAGAUCCAUCUGUGGAAGCCACACUGAGGGGUGCUCAAGAAACCACUGAAUUCCCAACUGUUAUUGACACUUCCACAAUUGCAGAAUUAGAACUCCGGAGUGCCGAUGUUGUUUUUCUCCUUGAUGGAUCUGAUGAUAUGAGAGCAAGUGAAAGACAAAUUUUGGAUUUUGUCAGAGAUCUUGUCAAGCAAAUACAAAUUGGGCGAAGCAAAGUACAAGUUGCUUUGAUUCAGUAUAGCACAGAGCCCACUACGGAUUUUUUCCUGAACACGCACUCACUGAAAGACGAUGUCUUGAGUCAUUUGGACAAUGUAAAACUGAAAGGAGGGUUCACUGUGAACACAGGUGUUGCCCUUGAUUAUGUGAAGAACAAUGUGUUCACUGCUUCAUCUGGAAGCAGAGCCCAGCAGGGAGUCCCACAGAUUCUGAUUCUCUUAAGUGGGAGAAAGUCAGAAGAUGAUGUCUUAGGUCCUGUGGACAGACUGAGAAAUGCUGGAAUUGUCAUUUUCAGUGUUGGAGUGAAUGAUGCAGAUAGGCUGGAGAUGAAGCAAUUAGCACACAGUCCUGGAGCAGAGUAUUUUAUCAAGGAGAUUUCUGACUUUCCUCUUGUGAGGGAACAGUUACUCUCAGGCAUUGCAUCUGACAAAGGCACUGUCAGACCUGUAGGUUCAAGCUCCAAUAUGAGUAGAGAUAUUGUCUUUCUCAUUGAUGGAUCUGAUCAUGUCAGGAGUCGAUUCCCUGCUAUACAGAAAUUUGUUGCAAAAAUUGUUGACAGCUUUGAUCUGAACCAAGGAAAAGAUAAAGUUGCUGUUGUACAGUAUAGCAACAAUGCUGAACUCAAUUUCAAUCUGAAUACAUACAACACAAAAGAUGAUGUUCUUAAGCACAUCACAACCUUGAUACCAAAAGGCGGAAGGCCUCAGUAUAUUGGAGCAGCACUUCAGUUUGUGAAGGAUCGUGUCUUUGUUUCAAAUGCUGGAGGUCGACAUCAUGAAGGUGCCAAGCAGAUACUUGUGAUAUUGGCUGGUGGAAGAUCUAGAGAUUCUCCACGAGGCCCAGCAAAUAUGCUUAAGGCCGCAGGGGUUGUCACAUUUGCAAUUGGAUCAAGAAUGUCAAAUUCAGCUGAGAUGCAAGUCAUGUCCUCUGACCCAAAUUAUGUUUACUCAGUCGCUGACUUUGUAAAUCUCACUAGUAUUCAACAAAGUUUGAUGAGUCAUCUUACUCAAGUGGGGGUUGAGGAGGAAACUAAAGCCGAGCAAAGCGAUGAAAAGGGACGAGAUAUUGUUUUUCUUUUGGAUGGAUCUGAUAAUACCAGAAAUGGAUUGUCAUCAAUUCAAGAUUUCCUGUACAAAGUAAUAGAAAGAUUAAACAUUGGACCAAAUGAAGACAGAGUUGCUGUGAUUCAGUUCAGCAAUGUGGCAGUAGCUAAUUUCUUUUUGAAUUCAUUCAUGAGGAAGGAAGAUGUCCUAACAGCUGUCAGAAGGCUCUCACACAAAGGUGGAAGACCUCUGAAAAUGGUGGAGAGACAGCCAACAGGAAGGGAUGUUGUGUUCUUGUUGGAUGGAUCUGAUGGUACUAGAAGUGGAUUCCCAGCUAUGCGAGACUUUGUCCAAAGAGUAGUAGAGAAACUCAGUGUGGAUGACAACAAAGAUCGUGUCUCAGUGGUUCAGUACAGCAGAGAUCCAGCUGUCCAUUUCUAUCUGAACACGUACACGACAAAAGGCGAGAUCCUUGACACUGUCAGAGGUUUGAGGCACAAAGGCGGAAGACCACUCAACACUGGAGCAGCUCUCCAGUACCUGAGGGAAAAUGUCUUCACGGCCUCUGCCGGAAGCAGGCGCCUGGAAGAAGUUCCACAAGAACUCUGA